Molecule: messenger RNA, 321 nt
Organism: Mesorhabditis belari
Lineage: Eukaryota; Metazoa; Nematoda; Chromadorea; Rhabditida; Rhabditidae
Source: the annotation of a GenBank genome assembly
AUGGAUCGAAAAGAUUCGGCGAAUCUCUCUUCGUCGAGUGAAGAAAAUCAUGGUGAAGCUCUUCUCGUUGAACCGGAGCAAUCAAUCGAUGAAAUGCUUUUCGCGGAUCCAGCACUUGAACCAACGGAAUUUGAGAAGCAACAAGCCGAGGAUCCGUUUCUUCGACCGAUCGCCGACGAGCAACAACAGUUUUAUUCAGACGAUGACACGGGUCGUGCCGUCACAAACCUCAUCAUCUUCCUUCUAAUGUUCACAACGCCAUUCAUCGUCAUAAGAAAAGCGAUUGAAAUCGGUGCGAAUGAAAGAAACUUGUACAACACG